Penaeus monodon (black tiger shrimp) is the source of this 513-nucleotide messenger RNA. RefSeq names its product zinc finger protein 383-like. Gene Ontology annotation, biological process: regulation of transcription by RNA polymerase II. Gene Ontology annotation, molecular function: DNA-binding transcription factor activity; RNA polymerase II cis-regulatory region sequence-specific DNA binding. The transcript is spliced from 2 exons. The record is from RefSeq and is a predicted model, not a curated record. NCBI's taxonomy places the organism in Eukaryota, Metazoa, Arthropoda, Malacostraca, Decapoda, Penaeidae. The coding region runs from base 1 to 513 and encodes 170 amino acids.
AUGCAUGAAAGUCAUUUCUAUCAUGAUCUUCAUGAUCUAAAACAUGAGGUACAUGCAAAAGACUCGAGUAACUUGGUUCACAAUUGUAAUGACAUGUCAAAAGUGUCAUUUAGGGCUAAGGACUGUGGGAAGACGUGUUCAUCAGAUGGGGUUCAAGUGAUGUACGAGGAAAGACAGAAGGAGGAUGCACAACUAAAAGUGGAAUCCAAAAGGAAAUGUUUUGCAUGUGAGGUGUGUGGCAAGGAAUUGUCUCAAAAGAGUCACAUCAGCAUUCACAUGAGAGUCCACACAGAGGAGAAGCCAUAUAACUGUGAAAUUUGCAACAAUACCUUCUCACGAAAAAAAUUUGGUGAGCAUAUGAGAAUACAUGCAAGUAACCUAGUAGCACACACUAGAGUACACACCAAGGAGAAGCCAUACAGUUGUGAAAUUUGUAAGAAGGACUUCACACAGAAAUCUAGUCUAGCAAGGCAUAGGAAAGUACAUACAAAGGAGAAGCCAUACAGCUGUUAG